Messenger RNA from Xylona heveae TC161, 1572 nucleotides. RefSeq lists its product as hypothetical. Bases 1 to 1572 code for a protein of 523 amino acids. The record is from RefSeq and is a predicted model, not a curated record. Lineage: Eukaryota; Fungi; Ascomycota; Xylonomycetes; Xylonales; Xylonaceae. The transcript is spliced from 3 exons.
AUGGGGGCGGUCCAGUCUAUUGUUGUUGCUGUUUUCCAGCAGGGGUCUUCUCUUGCUCAAACUUAUCUGCGAGAACAGUACGAUGCUGUCUUAAGCGGCAGCGUCCAACCCCUUCUUUUUAACAUUAUUGCUGCGUCUUUAAUCCUAGCCAUGCACAACCUCUACAAGGGACGCAAGAAGCAGUCUUCCCAGACCCCAGAGCUUUCAAUUAAUCUGGUCUCAAAACAGGGUUCUGGUCAGCUUGGACAGGCCGAGAACGAAUCUACCAUGUCUAGUGUAUCGAAAGAUGAAGUGCGGAAGCCAAACAACACCGAGGAUCGUCUCCUCUCCCCUCUGGAUCCUAAAGGGCCUAAGAACUCUGGAUAUCACCCUGACCAGAAAUUGAUUGGGGGCAAUUCAGUCCCAGGCCACGAUGCGAUGUCAUUCCAGUCGGAUCUCAUGGACGCUCUGCACCUUAGUCCUUCUUCCUCGAAGGAUGUGUCCCAGUCCUUCGCGAAGCAGACCUCUGCCGUCCCGUCCGGAGCUAACUCUCUCUCCCCUGCCCCGAAUGAAUCCGCUCUUGUCGUUCCGGUGGGAAAGGGUAGCGAUGUUGAUGAAAUCUUUCAGGCUCAGACCUCCAUGGGAAACGAAGAAGGGGUGAUGAUAUUUCAAUGCGGUCACUCAUCAUCCAAGCAUUUCGAGAACGUCGAUGUCAACGAGAACAUGGAGAGUCCCGAGACUUCUACAGCCAAUACAAACAGUGAGGAGCGUAAGAAGAAAGGAGUUCAACCCGCGUAUAGUUUGGUUGGCGGAAAUCCAUCGUCGAACGAUGGAAAAGCUCAGGGAGUUGGAGAUUUAUCCCAUACUGCAGAGGGCCUCGCCGAUGAAAGCUUGUCUCCUGGGAAAAGCACUAACCCAGAGCUUACUGGUUUUGUGAAGGCAGAGGAUCAACAUACUACUCCGGUCAUUGACAUUUCUGGAAUCGGAGAGCGUAAGCUCAUUCCAGCCGCCACUCGGCAGAGAAGCUCCACCCUCACAAAAUCCAUCGACGAUGGUCAAACUACUCAAGGGCUGCCUGGGUAUAUUUUGGACAAAGAAGAUGCAGUUCUGGAGCAGUUCAAGGACGAAAGUCUUCGCAAAGAAGAUUUCAUAGCUUACCAGAACGAACAACUUCGGAAACGGCUUGGUGUUCAAAUCGAUGUUUAUCAGCCAGGAGAUAGACGCCCCCGUCAUCCAAACCAUCACCGUACCUGGUAUUCAAAGAAUCUCUGGUGCACCAAAUGUCAUGGCCGCUGCCAAAACUGCAUGGCUUGGUGUUGCAAAUACCAGGAGUCUUAUGCCAUCGCUCUUGGAAAUAGAACCAGCGUAGAAGUGAAGGACAAUGCUCACUCUAUAAUUGAGGCGAUUAGAAUGUAUAAUCCUACUGGUACCGAUAACCCAACGUUCCUUAGGUGCACUACCGAGGGUUGCCGGAGACUGGUUUGCCCCGAGUGCUGCGGUAUCUGUCCCAAUCAGCUGCUUUGUCAGGACCUUCAGUGUGUUCGAUGUAAGCCGGAUCCGUGGGUUGAGUGCGACUGGCAUGUUGGUCUCUAA